Helianthus annuus (common sunflower) is the source of this 2508-nucleotide messenger RNA. RefSeq lists its product as uncharacterized. NCBI's taxonomy places the organism in Eukaryota, Viridiplantae, Streptophyta, Magnoliopsida, Asterales, Asteraceae. Bases 1 to 2508 code for a protein of 835 amino acids. The transcript has 2 exons. The record is from RefSeq and is a predicted model, not a curated record.
AUGAUGAACGCCAACGGUUUUUUCUUUUUCAAGUUUAAAGAUGAUGUUGGAAUGUCUAAUGUUCUUCAGGAUGGGCCGUGGAUUAUUCGAUCUCAGCCUUUGUUUCUCAAUUGCUCGACCCCGACUACUAAACUUGAAAAGAAAGAGGUAAAGAAGGUGCAAGUAUGGGUUAAAAUCCAUGAAGUUCCAAUUGCGGCCUACACGGAGGAUGGUCUUAGCUUGAUUGCAACAACUAUUGGGGAACCAAUGAUGCUGGAUUCUUUUACCACGUCAAUGUGUAUGGACUCAUGGGGUCGUAGUAGUUACGCUAGAGCGUUGAUUGAAGUUUCAGCUGAUAAAGACUUACGAGAGGAAAUUACAAUGGCGAUUCCUGAAUCUGAAGGAGAGGGUUUUAUUAAAGAGACUAUGUAUGUGGAGUAUGAAUGGAGUCCGCAUCGAUGUGCUUCUUGUUGUGUUUUUGGCCAUACUACCGAUACUUGCCCGAAGCAACCUAUGAAACCAAGCAAGAGUAUGCACCAAGAGCACAAUCGGAAUGUUCAAAAGAAUCAGCCAGUAAAAAAGGUACCUGUUGUGGAUCAGGAGGGUUAUACCGGAGUCUAUGGGAAGAAAGCUGCUAAGAAAACUGGGAUUCCCAUGAAUAAACAAAAGUCUAAGUUCGAAUAUCGUCCUGUGGGGCCAAAGCCAAAGGGAGAUACCAACAGGGCUUCGACUUCUAACAUGAAAAGAUCGAAUAAUCCAUUUGUUGUUCUCAAUGAGGUGGAUGCUGAUUCUGGAGCUAGUGUUAAAAAACCGGAUAUGAACAAUGUGGAUUCGGAGGAUGAAGAGGUUCAAGAGGUGUAUAAUGAAACGAAUGAUUUUAUAUUGGAUGGUACUAAGGAGGUUCGGCAGGCAGUCAAUGAUUUUAAUUUGAGCUUGUGUGUGAUUUUGGAGUCUCAUGUGGAUGUUGGUAAACUGGGUAAAGUGUGCAAGUCCGUUUUUCGUUCUUGGGAUUGGACUUCGAAUGGAGGUUGUUGUGACAAAGGUACGAGAAUUAUUAUCGGAUGGAAUCCAAAUAUUUUUGAUGUGAUGGUUUUGGCGCAAUGCCCUCAGGUUAUGCAUAUUCAGCUCGUUUUCAAAUUGGAUAAUAAGACGGUAUUCUGUUCUUUCGUUUAUGCUGCUAAUUACUAUGUUUCCCGCAAGGAAUUAUGGCAUAGUUUGUCCAUGCAUAAAGCCCUAGUUGGUAACAAACCAUGGUGUAUUCUGGGAGACUUUAACACAGCUCUUAACAUUGAAGAUAGUUCUAUGGGUACGUCGUCAGUCUCUACAGGCAUGAGGGAUUUUCAGGAUUGUGUGGAUGAUAUUGAGGUUGUUGAUAUUAACCGCAUGGGAAUCCAUUUUACAUGGAGCCAAAAGCCAAAGAAUGGGAUAGGGCUUCUAAAGAAAAUUGACCGAGUAAUGGGCAACACACCCUUUGUUACCGAUUUUCAGAAUGCGGUUGCCAUUUUCAAGCCGUAUAGGCUUUCUGACCACUGCCCCUGUAUUCUUUCGUUCCCGGAAGCUACUAAGGUGAAACCGCGGUCAUUCAAGUUUGCAAAUUUUCUGGUGUUCAAACCUGAGUUUUCGGACAUUGUUAAAAAAACGUGGGAAUCUAAUGUUAAUGGUGUUCAUCAAUUCUGGUUGGUCAAGAAGCUUCGGUUGCUUAAAAAUCCCCUUCGUUCGACGUUAUUCAAACAAGGAAAUCUUCACAAAAAAGUGGAAGCUCUUCACGUGAAACUUGAUGAGAUUCAGCUAAGAAUUGAUCGUGAUCCGUCUAAUGUUGAGCUCCGGGCAUCUGAGACGUUGAUUAAUCGUGAAUUCCAAGAGGCGUCGUUGGACGAGGAGCGAUUUCUGAAACAAAAGUCCAAGGUUGAUUGGCUAAGAGCGGGGGAUUCGAACUCUGCUUUUUUCCACUCAUCUCUAAAGAUUAGAAAUCAUUGUAGUCGAAUCGACGUGAUAAAGGAUUCGGAUGGCAAUCUUUAUGAAGGUGAUACGGUUUUUCAAGCUUUUGUUCAUCACUAUGAGAAAUUUUUCGGUGCUCAAGGGGAUAUUUCUCUCAAUCCGGCUCCUGAUUUAUUCUCUAAGGUUCUAUCUCCACAGACAGCUUCUCAUAUGAUCCGCCAAGUCACUGCGGAGGAAGUCAAGAAGGCGAUGUUUUCUAUUGCUAUUGACAAAGCUCCGGGUCCUGAUGGAUAUACAACGGCGUUUUUCAAAAGUGCUUGGCCUAUUGUCGGUAAUGAUGUUACUUGUGCCAUUAUUGAUUUCUUUGAAACAGGAAAGCUUCUUCGGGAAUUGAAUCACACGACUAUAGUGCUUAUUCCGAAAUGUCCUACUCCUUCGGCUGUCACUGACUACCGGCCGAUUGCUUGCUGUAAUGUCUUAUAUAAAUGUAUUAGUAAGAUUGUUGCUAAUAGAAUCAAAGGCGUGCUGAAUGAUAUUGUUAGCGUUAAUCAAUCGGCGUUUGUUCCAGGCAGGAGAAUCUCUGAUAAUUAA